This is a messenger RNA of Lobosporangium transversale, 2442 nucleotides long. RefSeq lists its product as hypothetical. The transcript has a single exon. Lineage: Eukaryota; Fungi; Mortierellomycota; Mortierellomycetes; Mortierellales; Mortierellaceae. Gene Ontology annotation, molecular function: protein binding. The record is from RefSeq and is a predicted model, not a curated record. The annotation marks the transcript as partial.
AGAAAUCCUCUCUCAUCCUCUCAACCCUGUCUUAUUACAAGACAUCACUGUAUUCCCCUUCACAGCUCCUCUUCACAUAGUACCCACCGCCUUUCAUUUCGUCAAAUAAUAAUGUCUGCAUCUGCAUCUACAUCCGCUACUGCUGCUUUUGACGAGGAUCUGGCCGCGGCAUUCCACCUUGCGGAACUGGAGAACAUCGACCUCCAAGAGCCUUUCGACUCUAGUAACAGCUAUUACGGCAACAGUAGUUGUGACGACUAUGAUCACGAUAAAUAUGAUAACUACGACGAUUUCAGUCUUUCUCCUGCUCCUACCCGCAAGGCGCGACCAAGACGCUCCUCCAAAAAGAACCGUUCUAAGCCUUCUAUAAAAGGGCCACCUCUUAGCAAGGUUACCUUACCUCUUAUCGAUAAUCCUCGGCCACUGAUCUUCUCUCACGAGAUUCUUAGGCUUAUCUGCUCACACCUCAGUCAGCCAACACUCCGUCAUUCUGUAAGUCUGGUUUGUAAGAGCUGGAACCGAGCCAGCGCAGACUAUAUCCAUCGCGUAGCUGUGUGGACCCCAUUACGGCCUAUGUUUCGAGAUCGACUCCUUGAAGAGAUGAAAACAGUCAAAUCAUUGGAAUGUUGGUUCGAAGCAGAACCAGGAGUACCUACAUUCGCCAACAGCGCCUUGGUCGAGAGAAGCACGACUUACAGUCAAUGGGAAGAGUUUCUUAAUGCUAUCCUUGCACCACUCCCUAAACAAAAAUGCUCGGAUAUAGAAACUCAGUAUGACAGCAACAAUAUCUUAUCGAAGUGCAAGGAUCAACUAGUCAAGAAAAAGACACCCACAUGUCUUUUUCAUUAUAUCGAUCACCUUUCCAUAAAUGGCCAUUACAUCCGAUAUGAUUCCAUUGUGGGUCGUCUACAAAGUCACUUCCAGUUCUUGAGGACGAUUUCUUUCCAAAUCCAAACUGGACCAUACAAUAUCAGACUGUUUCAGAUUUUGGACAAUGCACCAAGGCUAUUGGAGUUCAUCGUCAAUAGUCCGCUCCGCUACGGCUUGAUCAGCGCUGGCGACAAAGAAGACCUUCUCCCAGAUAUUCCAUCCCCACCUCCUUUCAACUCAGAGACAGCUCACUUUCCUCGCGAACCCAAGAUUGUUCCCCCCCCAAAGAGAUACUCGAAGAGAUAUGCCCUUCGUGUGUUUGAUGUUGAAAGAUGCGUGGUUGGACAGCGUGUUUUGGAGCGCAUUGUCAGCACAUGUCCGGAGCUCAAAAUCCUCAAGGCUGCAGAGGAUAAUCCGAUUUAUCAGUCGGAUCAAACAAGGCCCUUCGAUUAUGACCAUGUUCGCCUUAUCAAUCACAUCAAGGAAAUGUGUCCACAGCUGGAGUGGUACGGCGCCAUUAAAGGAUCAGCUAAUGUCGAAGCCCGGGAGCACCUUCAGCGAAUUUAUACACACUUUCCAGACACCAAGUUCCUGUCACUGUCGGCCGGCUAUAGCAACAACUAUACUAUACCGACCUAUGCGCCCUUACUCUGCAAUAUCACGGUCCUCAAUUUCAUUCGGUCUAAUGGUUAUCAUUCCUCGUGCCUCAUAAACCAAAUCUUGUGUUUCACACCUCGUCUCUUACACUUAAUUGCGCCCAACAGCAAGUUCCAACCGUCUUAUCUCUAUGUCCCUUCUGCGCCUGAUCCUCCAGUUCCUGGGCAAAGGUAUCCGGUUCUUCCGUCAUCAAGUGACCAAGGGGAUUCAAACAAAAUUUGGGCGUGCCGUAAACUUCGUUCUUGUGAGCUUGGGAUAGCCACUAACCAUGGGCUUAAGCCGUUCGUGGACUACAUCAAUCGGAAUGACCUCUUCCUGAACUUGACAAAUCUCCGGCUCAGCUUCGAUAACUUGUACAUGGGUCAGCUCAUGGAGUUUCCGCAUACAUACAAAGAGCUUGAAAAGAAAGUUAAAGAAGCGGAUGCCAAUAGUAAAGGCCAAGAUUACAGAGACCGACACUACUUUGCUGCAAAGACGGCCUUGGAGUGUCGGCGGUUCGAGAACCUACUCUUGUCACUACGGUGUUUAUUUUCGCUGGAAAUAUUGAAGAUGAAGACCCUGACCAUUCCAGGGAUGCUUAACUACUCAGAUUUUGAGUUCUUGAGACGACAACAGAUUGGUAACAGCGAGACAUUCUGGCCUCAAUUACAAGCAUUCCACCUCCAAUAUAUCUCCUCUCCUUUGUUUAAUAAUUAUCAUAGUGUAGUCUUGGGAGCACAAGCGAUUCGGCCUGAAGUCGAAUUCGUGAUCAUACAAAUAUCUCAAGUCGUAUGGUAGUAGCAUUCAGUCGUUUUAGUCUUGAAGCAUUCCUUUUGCAUGACAGCUUAAUUUAUCCAACUGCAGUUCCUUGGAGUUGAAAAAGGGGCAUUAUGGUAUUCGAAUCUGAUAAUAGCCAUAACGUAACUUAAAAUACAC